GCCAGCUUACAUGUGAACUCCAGCACAUGGGUGAUCAGCAUCCCUCCAGCUCUGGAUGGAACACUCUCAGCGAUGCUCUGAUUUACGGCUCUGCCGUGAAGGGCUUUUCCAGCAGCAUCAGCAACAAGUCGGGUUGGCUGGGGUGAUGCAACAGAAAACAUCUGAAGGAAAUAAGUCCUCGUGGCAGGACUCUGUAAGAAAUGGUAACCUAUAUAAGCCUUUUCGUUGCCCCCAGUGUGGAGAAAGUUCUCGUUUUAAAAGCCUCUCCUCUUUGAGAGCUCAUAUGGACUAUAUGCAUAGCUACGAAGAAAGAUAUUUUUGGGGACAAUCAGGAAUUAUUUGUUCCUUGAAAGAUACGGAAUUUAAAAACUCCACACAUCCACUAAAUGAAAGCCACGUGGAAUCUAUUGACAAUGCACUAAAUCAAAAGAGCACUUCACCCACGUUCUGUGACCUGAAGAACGAGAGCAAAAAGUCCCGCAGUCCUAUAGAAAUACUAUCAGAACGACCUUUACCUCUUGUUAAAAGCUCCUUCUCAGACAAUUCAACUAAAAGACACAAUUAUAUUAUUGGUUAUCCUGUUAUGAGUACUAAGUUUCAGUUAGAUCCACAAGAGAAGUCUGUACUAAAUCAGCUUGCUGAAAAUGUUGAUAAGACCAUAGGAAAGAAAAUUGAUAAACUCAAUGAGGAACUUUGCCAAAAAACAUCAGAAUUGCUGGAAGUCCGAGCUGCCUUUUUACAACUGUCUCAGAAGAAGCAGGAGGUUCAAUGCAGAGAAAGAGCCCUCAGUCGUCAGGUAGAUGUGGCUGUUGAGCUGAUUGCAAUUCUUCGCCAGCGACUAACAGAAUCUGAGCAAGAACUCCAAAGGAAGGAAGAAGAAGUUGUGUCUAUCAAUCACUUUCUGGAGGCAGCUGCUGAGAAGGAAUUACGAGGGAAAAGGAGACUCCAGCAGUUUAUUGAGAACUUGCUACAACGAGUGGAACUUGCAGAAAAGCAGCUGGAAUUUUAUCAGAAUCGUCAGAUCAAAAACAAUCAAGCCGGCGCAAGAGAUGCUGUGGUUGUACAUUUUCAGGCAACCAGGAAAAACAAGUGCUUGAACCGAGGAAGUUUUAAUUUGGCAAAUAACAUGUACGAUGUCAAGCCUCAGUCUGCACAGAAAGGUCGCAGUUAUAUGAACCGUGUUGGCAUCCAACCAAUGAAGUUAUUGCACGAGACCUCUGAAGGUUGCCGAGAAAUAUGGAAGCCACAGAAGAAAGUGGACUCUUCAGGCACUGCCAGGAAAGUUCACAACAAAUCAAAAGUUGGGAAAAAGAUAUGCAUGUGUAAUAAUGUUCAUAAACAGUACUAAACAACUUUGUUUACAUUUUGUACAGAAACAAAUGUCUUUUCACAAUUCAUGGGGGUAUCUUUUUCUUGAAAGAGUUGUAAAUAUAUACGGGGAACUGCAAUACAUAUCUUUGUCCAUUAACUGGUGAGUCACCUCAAAACUGGUUUCUCAGUUUUUGGUUGGAUGCUUUUUUUUGAGACAAAUUAAAUCACAUAUUGAUCUAUCCCUGAGUUCUUCAUGGUGAGUUCUCUUCACCUAAGUUCCCAGGUUUACCCACCUGUGACAAUGCUAAAGAUAGAUGGUUUAAAUUUAGGCUGAUUCCUGCUGAAUUGGUCAAAAUUUAGGCCAGGGGUAGCCCUGUUGGCACCACCUGGCUCGACAAAAGUACAUCUUUCAAUCAACGAAGUCAGGUGGAAAAUUUACAAACAAUGACUACAUCAAAUCAGAUGCAGUUACUGUUCAGUUAUUUAGACAGCCACGGGAGCUGGCUGUCCGAAUACCAUAGUCAGCAGGGAAGGUUCCUCCAUCCACACUGUAUAGUGUGGAUGCAAGUAUCUAUCAGCUUUCUCUCGUUUGGCCAGUGGGUUGAACAAAAGAAAUCUAUACAUGUAUGGCUAACUUUUGACUUUCUACUUACUCUAGAUUUUGUAUUUAUUUUACUUAUUAGAGAAUACAGCCAGUUGAAUGAUUACACUACUUCAUGGAGGAGAUAGAGUUGGGAACCCUGGUGGGUAUUUUUCUCCUCUGGAGUUCUCAAGAUAUAUUAGAGGAUGAUUCUAUUCAUAAGCAUUAACCUGUAACUGGAAUGUCAGUUUAGGUAGAGCUCACUUUUAAACUGGAGAAAGAAUAUUGCUACUGUAUGUUUGUACAAUUUAUUAUUGCUUACACUCUAUGAUUUGCACAGAAAUAGUCAGUACUGUACAGUGCUGUAAAAGAUAAAAUGAUAUUUUAGAUAUUUAUAUAUAAACAUAUAUAAUGAAAGACUGAGAAUUUAAACUUUAAUGAAACUUUAAUGAAAAUUAUGUUUAUUCUUUAGUAAGCUAUCACACUGUCUGGCCUAUAUUAAAGAUAAAUGGUGUGCUUUGGGCUGAAGAAACCUAUAACAUUUCAGCUUACAAAUGAUUACAGCAGUAAGAAAAAAAUUAUAUGAAAUCUAAUUGGUUGCUGCAGGUAGCUAGGCUUUUGCAACUAGCUAUAGUUAAAAAAUGCCUCCAGUUAUAAUUGUUAUUAUUUACAGGGUGACUGACAUUACACUGUAUGUCAAAGGUCAGCUAUGGCUUGUACAACUGCUGCUGACCUUUUAUAUAGCACUUAUACUCACACUGUAUAACAGACCAUUGUACAGUGAGUAAUUUUGUAAAUCUGCACUUUUAGAGGUUGCCUUUCACUAGUAAGAAUAGACGUUUGCAAAGCUGUUUUAGAAAUAUUUGGUAUUGAAUGCUGUGUUAUACAGGGCUCCAAAAUAUUUUAUAAGGGUGUAUAUGGCCUGCUACAUAUUCACCAAUAUGGGGUAUAUAUAGCCAGGGACUUACUGUGCAUGACCCUUUGUGACACCAGUAUCUUAGAGAUCUUAAAGUAAAACUGUGGCCAGGUUAUAGUAUUUACAUAUUUUUAACAAACAAAAUUAGUUUGUAAACAAGUCCUCUGAAUGUGCAGACACUGUGGAGAAAUUAAUCCUCAAAGAUCACAGCAGAGGAACUAAAGUUGUUCAGAUCAUUUUUGCAGGCUGCUCAGCUCACUCUGUUACCUCUUCUUCCUAGAGCUCAUGCUUUGUGUUUACAUUAUAGAUUGAAAGGCUGUAGAAAUCACAGCUUUGUGUGGGGUAGCAGAGGGAGCAGAGCUGGCUUAGAGGCUUGAGGAGCUUCAAUGAUUCUGUUGUGAACUUUGAGACUCGAUUGCGCUACUGUGCCUGAAGCAAAAAAGGUCAGUGUGGACCUGCUUUUUAUGUCUGAUAAUUAAUUUGCUUGCUCUAGAGUCACAUGGCUGAUUUGUCUAGUGUUGCCAGUUUUGGAUGUGCCCAUAUACUGUCUUGUAUGUGCUCAAGUAAAUAUCAGUUUUGUGUGGACUGUGGUAGGGUGAAUCAACCACUGGCUUUUUAGGCUACUAGUAGACCAGCAGACCUAGGCCCGGAUUCAGAAAGAAUCGCGUAUCUUUAGGCGGGCGUAGCGCAUCUCAUAUGCGCUACGCCGCCGUAAC
This is a messenger RNA of Rana temporaria (common frog), 3523 nucleotides long. It is a transcript of the gene ZNF365, whose product is annotated as zinc finger protein 365. The coding region runs from base 56 to 1348 and encodes 430 amino acids. The transcript has 5 exons. Gene Ontology annotation, biological process: regulation of DNA strand resection involved in replication fork processing; telomere maintenance; regulation of neuron projection development. Gene Ontology annotation, cellular component: centriolar satellite. The record is from RefSeq and is a predicted model, not a curated record. Lineage: Eukaryota; Metazoa; Chordata; Amphibia; Anura; Ranidae.